Molecule: messenger RNA, 496 nt
Organism: Oreochromis niloticus (Nile tilapia)
Lineage: Eukaryota; Metazoa; Chordata; Actinopteri; Cichliformes; Cichlidae
Product: zinc finger and SCAN domain-containing protein 23-like
Exons: 1
Coding region: 14-496 (160 amino acids)
Source: RefSeq, a predicted model, not a curated record
AGGCUCAGAGUGGAUGCGACCUGCUGGGCCAAAAAUUCCACCCUAUCAGUUGGGGGAAGACAUUGAGAACUAUUUAUUGCGUUUUGAGCGGGUUGCCAAAACCUGGAGAUGGCCAGAGAGUGAAUGGGCCUGUCGUCUGGUUCCACUGCUAUCGGGGAAGGCGUUGGAGGCCUACACUGCAAUGGAUGAAGAAAGAGCCCAUCAUUAUGAAGGUUUAAAAGCUGCGUUGCUAACCAAAUUUGACAUUUCCCCUGAGACGUAUCGGCAGAAGUUCCGGUCCAAUACAGUUCCACCUGGGGAGAGCCCCACUGAGACCUACUAUCGCCUGAAGGGCCUCUAUCGGCGCUGGAUUCGACCAGAGCAGCAUACUAAAGAAGAGAUGGGAGAAGCUAUCAUCUUGGAGCAGUUAAUCCGGGUACUUCCAGGGGAGGUGAGGACCUGGGUGAGGGAGCAUGAGCCAGCAGAUGGACUGACCGCUGCUACACUGACGGUGUAG